Messenger RNA from Perca flavescens (yellow perch), 1624 nucleotides. RefSeq names its product E3 ubiquitin-protein ligase pellino homolog 1-like. Lineage: Eukaryota; Metazoa; Chordata; Actinopteri; Perciformes; Percidae. The transcript is spliced from 7 exons. Bases 289 to 1575 code for a protein of 428 amino acids. The record is from RefSeq and is a predicted model, not a curated record. Gene Ontology annotation, biological process: regulation of Toll signaling pathway; protein K48-linked ubiquitination. Gene Ontology annotation, molecular function: protein binding; ubiquitin protein ligase activity.
GUCAGUUCAGAGACGGAGCCAAAGCUCACUGAGUUUUUGUUCGAUUUAACGAGUUCUCUGCCGUUUAAAACGUGUUAAACUACCGGUGCUCUGUUCAGAAACGGUUAACACUGUCGGUAACCGGGAACGGACACAUCCGGGAGAUGAAACUGCUUUAGGACGAACCGGUAACUUUGGUGAUGUGCGUACCUGCGCUGAUGGCGGCGCUCUGAGGGUGACAGCGGGAGAGACCUCACCCUUCCUCCCCUCCUCCCUUCACCCCCACCCCACCCUCCGAAGGCUGCACAGAUGUUUUCACUCGAUCAGGAAAACAUCUCCACCUCCCCUGCUUCCACCAAAGGACCAGUCAAAUAUGGAGAGCUCAUUGUGCUGGGGUGUAACGGCGCUCUGCCCAGCGGGGACAAGGGCAGGCGGAAAAGCCGCUUCGCUCUGUGUCGCCGGAACAAGUCCAACGGUGUGAAACCCAGCACUGUCCACUCAUCCUGCACCCCUCAGGCUGCCAAGGCUGUGAGCAACAAGGAGCAGCACAGUAUUUCCUACACUCUGUCCCGGGCGCAGACGGUGGUGGUGGAGUACACGCACGACAGCGACACUGACAUGUUCCAGAUCGGUCGUUCCACGGAGACUCCCAUUGACUUUGUGGUGACGGACACGCUGCCCGGUGGUCAGAACCAAGCUGAUGGCCAGACGGCCCAGAGCACCAUCUCCCGCUUCGCCUGCCGCAUCAUCUGCCAAAGGAAUCCUCCUUACUCUGCACGCAUCUACGCCGCCGGCUUCGACUCGUCCAAGAACAUCUUCCUCGGGGAGAAGGCGGCCAAGUGGAGGAUGCAGGACGGUCAGAUGGACGGGCUGACCACCAACGGCGUUCUGGUGAUGCACCCGCGCCACGGCUUCAGCCAGGGCUCCAGACCGGGCGUGUGGAGGGAAAUGUCCGUCUGCGGAAACGUCUUCACGCUGCGGGAAACCAGAUCAUCUCAGCAGAGAGGCAAGAUGGUGGACUCUGAGUGUAACGAGCUGGUGGACGGCUCCCUGGUGGACCUGUGCGGCUCCACCCUGCUGUGGCGCACCGCGGCCGGCCUGGCGCACACGCCCACCGUCAAGCACCUGGAGGCGCUGCGGCAGGAGCUGAACGCCGGCCGGCCGCAGUGCCCCGUGGGCCUCAACACGCUGGCCUUCCCCAGCCUCCGCCGCAAAGACGCCGUCCCGGACGAGAAGCAGCCCUGGGCCUACCUGCGCUGCGGCCACGUGCACGGCUACCACGGCUGGGGGGGCCGCCGGGACCCCGCGGUGGGCGCCGAGCGCCAGGAGAGGGAGUGCCCCAUGUGCCGCACGCGGGGCCCCUACAAGCCGCUGUGGCUGGGCUGCGAGGCGGGCUUCUACGUGGACGCCGAGCCGCCCACGCACGCCUUCGUGCCGUGCGGCCACGUGUGCUCGGGGGCGACCGCGGCGUACUGGAGCCAGAUCCCGCUGCCGCACGGCACGCACGCCUUCCACGCCGCGUGCCCGUUCUGCAUCCAGCCGCUGGGCGGAGAGGCCGGCUGCGUCAGACUCAUCUUCCAAAGCCCGCUGGACUAGAAUCACUCGGGACUUCUUCUUCUUCUUCUUCUUCUCUCAAAGCCGUAAC